UUUUCAAGUGUCGCCGUCCACCCAGGCGCUUUUGCGUUUCGGAGCGGAUUUUGAAAUAUAAUAAAAUAUAUAUAAUAUAAAAAAAACAAGUGCACUUACUGGAAGCUGAAACACGGUCGUGAAAUACAGUGAUCACUGAACUUAGGAGUGCAGUGAAUAAAAGUGCAGUGAUGAGGCCUCCCACGGAAUAUGAUAACUCGAGGUUGCCAGCUGAAGCUGAGGAAGGAGAUCCUAGAGCACCAGCGAUGAUGAUUUGUGCUAGAUUAGCUGGAAGAGCCAUUAUCAGGGUUGUCGGAAGAUGUGAAGACGCACAAGAGAAUAGAGAAUUAGAUUUAUCAGAGUGCCAGCUAAUGCAGGUUCCAGACGCGGUAUAUCACCUGAUGCGACACACAGAACUCAAAAGCUGUGAUCUCAGUGGCAAUGUCAUUACAAAAAUUCCACCUAAAUUUACAGUUAAAUUUAGUUUAAUUACAGAUCUAAACUUAUCUAACAACCAAAUGGGAAGGUUACCAGAUGAAAUGUGUACACUGGCCUGCCUGCAGCGGCUCGACAUUUCACACAACACAUUUGUGGCUCUCCCACCUAUUGCCUUUCAAUGCCCCAGUCUGCACACCUUAUUAGCACACCACAAUCAAAUUAUUGAAGUGGAUGUCGACAGAUUAGCCAGAUCUCGUGCUUUGGAGUAUGUUGACCUCAGUGAAAAUCCCAUACCUCCUAGAACCUAUGAAGAAUUGAAGCAGCUUACAAGACCAACAAUAUCCAUUUCUGAAAGGGGAAAGGAAGAUUGGGAGGAAGAUCUUAUACUAUAAGCAAUUGUACAAGACUAAGUAUAAUAGGUUACCAUAAGUAUUAAGACUGUUGCUGCACCUAUAUUGGGGGUAAAUAUUAAUGGUCCUAACUUAACUGUGAUGAAGCCUUGUACAGGUCAUUAUUUACCUACAUUAAAAAUGGAUGAGAUCUUAGAGAUUAUAUGAUUUAUAUAUAGCCUCAUCAAGAAUAAAUAAUUAAUGCUCAAGAAUUUUUAUAUACAUAAAUAAUUUUGAACGAUUAAUUGGAAAUGGUUUUUUUAUUACUUUUAUACAUAACUGUGAAUGUUACAGGACAUUAAUCAAUAUUAAUAAUUUUGAUUGAUAUACAAGUAAAGAAUAGAAUAAUAUUAACGUAAAUAUUUUUUAAUACUAGUCCAUUACUAUAAUUAGUCUAAUGUGUUUGCCACAACCUAACAUUCUAACGUUGACAUAGGAAUUAUUGUAUCUUUAAAAAUAUAGAUAUGUGUAUACUUUUUGUACUUUUAUUAUAUUUUUUAUUUAAAUAGUUAAGUUAUAGUUUUCUAUUGUAGUGCUUUAGUUUUUUUUUUUUCAAGAUUAUUUGCAAAUAAUUAUUUUCUUAUUUUGUAUAUUUUGAACUCUGAAUUUGUCUAUGAAAUAUAAAAGAUGAUUUUUUGUAACAUAUCUUGAGUUCAACUACUUAAUUCGAUUUCGGAGAGCUUUAGUAAAGCAAAUUAUCAAAAUAAAAUUUAUGUUACGAUAAAAAACAGCAAAAUAUAAUAAAUAUAUUUAAAAUUUUUCUUUUAAUUUAAAUUCCUUUAAGUUUUUUUUAAGUAAGAGCAAUAAUGGAGCACAUUGAUACUAUCAACCUUUUUAAAUGUCAAAUUAAAAAAAAUAUUGUUAUUUAUUAGAAUGUCGAACUAUUUAAAAUAUACCAACUUAAAAAGAAGGAUUACAUUUUUAUUCUGUGUGUGUAUUCACAAUAUGGGUAUUUUGAAGUUUUCGUUCUGUUCUGGAGUUAAUCAUAACUUGAUAAAUUCUCUAGAAUGAAAUGAAAUGUAAUGUCUAAGCGUUUUCUAAAAUGUAUGAUUGCUGUGUCUAAAGGAGGAGCAUAAAAAAGUUUUUUUUUGCUUCAAAACUAAAAAUUUGUAUGAAAAAUUAAUAUCAAUUACAUAUUUUACACUAUU
Molecule: messenger RNA, 1954 nt
Organism: Danaus plexippus (monarch butterfly)
Lineage: Eukaryota; Metazoa; Arthropoda; Insecta; Lepidoptera; Nymphalidae
Gene: Sclp
Product: leucine-rich repeat-containing protein 40
Exons: 4
Coding region: 171-809 (212 amino acids)
Cellular component (GO): extracellular matrix
Molecular function (GO): protein binding
Source: RefSeq, a predicted model, not a curated record